Molecule: messenger RNA, 1731 nt
Organism: Drosophila takahashii
Lineage: Eukaryota; Metazoa; Arthropoda; Insecta; Diptera; Drosophilidae
Product: organic cation transporter protein
Biological process (GO): transmembrane transport
Cellular component (GO): membrane
Molecular function (GO): transmembrane transporter activity
Source: RefSeq, a predicted model, not a curated record
AUGUCGGCUCCGGCGGCAGCAGCGGCGUCUGCCGUCCUGGACUUUGAUGACAUCCUCGCCGAAAUCGGAGAAUUCGGGCGUUUCCAGCGGCGUAACUAUUUGCUUAUCUGCCUGCCUGUUCUGUUUGCGGCCGCCAACAGCUUGUCGUAUGUUUUUACGGCAGGAUCGCCCACCUAUCGAUGCUACGUACCCGGAUGCGAUAGUUUAGACAAUCCGAAUUAUGGAGCAGAUUGGGUAUCUAUUGCCGUGCCCGGCAGCUGGAGCAAGCGGGGCCAAUUCACGCCGUCCACCUGUGAUAGAUUCGUGGCGAAAGGAAGUGAACCUGAAGGAUCAUGGCCUUUGUACCAAUGCUCCGCUGAUAAUUUCACUGCGGAGACGGAGAGAUGUCGGCAGUUCGUUUACGGAAGCUCUGAACGGACAAUUGUGCAGCAGUGGCGGCUGCAGUGCCAAGAGAAUCUCUGGAAGUUGGCUUUCGUGGGCACGGUGCACUUCGCUGGCCUGGUGGUGGGAACAGCUCUCUCCGGCUACCUGGCAGAUCGAUACGGACGUAAGCAUGUCUUUUUGAUCUGCAUCUUGUUCAUGGCCCUGACGGGUGUGGCGCAGGCGCUGUCCUGGGAUUACAUCAGUUUCCUGGUUUUCGCCCUGUUGAACGCGGUGGGCACUUCCGGCGUCUAUCCGCUGGCCUUCAUCAUCGGCGUGGAGAUGGUGGGGCCGCGGAAGCGGGAGAUGUCCUCCAUCGUGCUCAACUACUUUUACGCAGUGGGAGAGGCGCUGCUUGGACUCUCCGUAUUCCUGCCCGACUGGCGUCAACUGCAGCUGGUGCUUUCGAUUCCGCCCCUCAUCUGCGUGGUCUACUUCUGGCUGGUUCCGGAGUCCGUUCGGUGGCUGCUGGCCCGCAACCGGCGGGAGCAGGCGGGCAACAUCAUUCGCCGAGCCGCGAAGGUCAACCGGCGAGACAUCUCCAUUGAGCUGAUGGCCAGUUUCAAGCAGCAGGAGCUGGAAGCGGAAACGGAACCAGCGUACUCAGCCGAGGGUGUCCUUACCGAGCGGGAGGACAAUAGGAUAUGGUUGGCCAUUAAACAGGUAGCAGGCACUCACAUUUUGAUGGCCAGAUACGCCAUUUUGCUCCUCAUUUGGGCCGUCAAUGCAAUAGUCUACUACGGACUUUCGCUGAAUGCCACCAGUCUGAGUGGCAACAAGUACCUCAACUUCGCUUUGGUUUGCCUGGUGGAGAUUCCCGGCUAUAGCCUCGCCUGGCUGUUCCUGCGAAGACUCGGCCGACGUCUGGCCCUUUCCGGCUCCUUGCUGCUCUGCUCCGUCACUUGUGUAGCCAGUGGUUUCGUCACCCUGGCACAAGGAGAUUGGAUUCCCUGCAAAGCCGCAAUUGAAGGUAGACACUCGUGGAGUUGUGCAAAUUGGUUGGUUGUGACGCUCUUCCUUGUCGGAAAACUGGGCAUCACAUCAUCCUUCGCCGUCAUAUACACCUUUACUGCGGAAAUGAUGCCCACGGUUAUUCGGAGCGGCGGCGUCGGUGUUAUGUCCACAUUUGCACGAUUUGGGGCGAUGCUGGCUCCAUUCGUUCCUCUUUUGGCAACGUACUAUGAACCGCUGCCCCUUCUGCUAUUUGGGGGAUUAUCGCUGGUGGCUGGACUCCUCUCGCUGUUAUUGCCGGAAACCUUUAACAGAAAGCUGCCGGAUACGGUGGAAGAAGCCAUUGCUUUGGGUAAAUAA